CACUAAAUCAAAAUUAAUCGGCGUUUAUUUAUGAGGCAGCUUAUUCAAUUAGCGAGUCGUCAUCUCAUCAUCAGUUCUCCACUGUGCCCGUCUGGAAGCCUCGUUAUUCCAUUCACUAAUUUUCGCUUUGUCCGUUUAACCAGCGACAAGGAUCACGUUGGCUGACUUUCCUCAUUUGAAGCCGAAAAGAACAUUACAAUCUCACCCUUUGCAGAAUAAAAUAUUUUAAAAUGUUCAAGUACCUUUGUGCAAUCGUGAUCCUGCUCACCGUUGCCUACUCGUCAGCAGAGGUGAUUGAGAAUGCUCGGUGCUCAAGGGGGCCUGAUGCACGCAACAUUAAGAGCGAGGUUCACGAAAUCCGAGUCAUCCCAUGUGCAGAGGCUGACGAUGGAGAACCAUGCAAGAUGAGGAAAGGGACCAACGCCACGAUAGAGAUUGACUUCACUCCGACCGUCAAUGUGAGACGUCCGAAGGCUGGGAUGUAUUGGAUGUCAAGAGUGGACAUGAUUUUCAGGGGACUGAAACCCAACGCUUGUCAAGACAUGCCAUGUCCAAUCCAGUCUGGAACUCGCUACACUUACAGCACAACUAUUCCCCUUGGAAGGGAACUGCCUGCUGGACAAUAUCCCAUAAAACUGAAAAUCUCGGAACGCAGAAACAUUAUCUUCUGCCAAACACUCAGAAUCAAACUUAUGGAGCCCGAUGAUAGCGAGUAGUUUACCUUCUUUGUUUAUUAUAUUCAGAGAAAGCUUAUAACCUGUACUAACAAUGCACAUGUCAGACAUGUUUCGCACGGAUCUUCUUGAAACCAGCACUAAAAUAUCAAAGAACCAAACACAAAUAACAUUUGGUGUGACACUUGAGCACUUCUGCAGAAUUCGCGAAAUGGCGAAGGUUUUAAGUUGGCAAAAUCACGCAUUUUCACCAUGCGAAACUAUACGGAGUUCAUCUCUCCGCUUUCCAAUUUUCUCCUACGCUUCUCUUCACCAGGUCAUCAGUUCACAGUUUUCACCUUGCAUGAAAAAUUAAGUUUAUUAAUUUACGAGCCAAGUUCUCAACCGAUUUUUCAUCUUUGGCUUUUAAAUAAUUUUUUAACACUUUUUAAUAUUGAAGAUGAAAAUUAAAUUCUUAUCAGUGGAAUUUUUAAAAAAAUUGGAUGAGAAUAGUGGAUUAUUUUUAAAAAUUUCUUUCACAUUGCUUAUUUUUAUUUGUAUUUGAACAAAAGAAAAACAAAUAUACCAAGUUUCCUACGUGUAAUAAGUUGGUAAGAGCUAACAUCUCACUUUGUUUUUAAAGAUGUUGCCCUUAAAAUCUUUAAAAACAUACAACGCUAAAGAAAAAAAAUCGAAUCCACUUUUGUGAACCAAUUUUGAAAAAUAA
This is a messenger RNA of Folsomia candida, 1380 nucleotides long. Its product is annotated as ecdysteroid-regulated 16 kDa protein. The transcript has 4 exons. Gene Ontology annotation, molecular function: sterol binding. Lineage: Eukaryota; Metazoa; Arthropoda; Collembola; Entomobryomorpha; Isotomidae. Gene Ontology annotation, biological process: sterol transport. Bases 231 to 716 code for a protein of 161 amino acids. The record is from RefSeq and is a predicted model, not a curated record.